Messenger RNA from Drosophila erecta, 626 nucleotides. RefSeq names its product amnesiac neuropeptides. The record is from RefSeq and is a predicted model, not a curated record. NCBI's taxonomy places the organism in Eukaryota, Metazoa, Arthropoda, Insecta, Diptera, Drosophilidae.
GAGACGGGGCGUAUGAGCAAUGCCGUGGCGAAAACUUUGCCACUUUUGUUGUCUGCGACGAAAGCAAAAACAGCGAGACACCGUAAAAAAGACAAGUAAUAUAAACACAGCUUUACAUGCGCAGUUUUUGUUGCUGUUUUUAUCCGGCUGCUGUGGCGUUGCACUGCGUAUUAUUAUUUUUUUCCUCUUUUUUUUUUGCUUUACUUUUUAGAGCGUCCGCGUUGCGGCGACGCGUUGUAUGCGGUUCGAAAGGUAGCGCAGCACUGGCGCUCUACCGCCAAUUCGAACAGCUGAGCGCCUGCCGAAGAGUGCCGAAGAGAGCCGAACGCCGCAGCUCGCUCUCCGCCUACCACUACCACUGCAGUAGCUGUGCGCUGGUGUGCUGUAAACGCAUUUACAUUCCGCGCCCGAAUUUUUCGUGCUUUUCCCGUGUUUUCCCUGUGGGCCAUCGUUUCGCUGGGUUUGGGCCAACACUUGUCGCCUCUUGGCCAUUAUGCAACGACAGCGAAACGAAGGGGCUCACGGGGCUCACGAAGUGGACAAGCUGCUCUCUGAUUGGUCGCUGGUCAGCGCCACGAGGCCACCCGAAGUGCUCGCUCUCUCUGCCUCUCUUCUGUGAGAGAUGA